AAGAGAGGAGGUGGAGGAGGAACCCAAGGAUACACUGGAGAUCAGGAGCUCUCACGCCAGGGUCCCCAACAGGAACAACAACAGCAGGAGAGUGGAACAGAGCAACUGCUCCUCAUCUGUGGUGGAAACUACUAAUACUAAUACUAAUACCGUGACCACCUCCUCCGUCUCCUCUGGUUGCCCUCCCUCCUCUUCCCUCCUAUCGGCUCCAAGAUCCAUGUGGCAAGAGGCAAUAAGGAGGAAGCGGUACCUCCUGGACCGGACAGGGGAGUCUGGUGAGGGGGAUAGAGGAGGAGGACGAGGUCAGGGUAGGAGGAAUAGGUCCCCGGACUGGCUGUAUGAGUCCUACUACUGUAUGAGCCAGCAGCAUCCUCUCAUUGUGUUUCUGCUGCUUAUAGUGAUGGGAGCCUGCCUGGCUCUACUGGCUGUGUUCUUUGCUUCAGGACUGAACGUUGAGGACCAUGUGGCCUUUGUAAUCACCGUGCCCACGGCGUUGGCCAUCUUCCUGGCUGUGUUUGUACUGGUCUGCAUUGAGUCCAUCUUCAAGAAGCUUCUACGUGUUUUCUCCCUGGUCAUUUGGGCCUGCUUGGUUGCCAUGGGUUACCUUUUUAUGUUUUCUGGCGGGAUCGUCUGUCCGUGGGAUCAGGUGUCAUUCUUCCUGUUCAUUGUGUUUGUGGUUUACACCAUGCUGCCGUUCUCAAUGCGGGAUGCCAUCAUCGCCAGUGUCCUGACCUCCACCUCCCACACCAUUGUGUUGAGUGUCUGCCUGUCCAACACAGCUGAUCACAUGGAACCAGUAGUAUGGCAGAUUUUGGCCAAUAUUAUUAUUUUUAUGUGUGGCAACAUGGCGGGGGCGUACCACAAACAUCUGAUGGAGUUGGCACUGAAACAGACUUACCACGACACCUGCAACUGCAUAAAGUCCCCCAUUAAACUGGAGUUUGAGAAGAGACAACAGGAGCGUCUCCUGUUGUCACUGCUUCCAGCUCACAUUGCCCGUGUGAUGAAAGCUGAGAUCAUCCAGAGACUGAAGGGCCCAAACUUCGGCCAAAUGGAGAACACAAACAAUUUUCACAAUCUGUAUGUCCAGAGACACACUAAUGUCAGUAUACUGUAUGCUGAUAUAGUUGGAUUCACGCGGCUAGCCAGUGACUGUUCACCUGGAGAGCUGGUGCACAUGUUGAAUGAACUGUUUGGCAAAUUUGAUCAAAUUGCCAAGGAAAAUGAAUGUAUGCGGAUAAAAAUCCUUGGUGACUGUUACUACUGUGUAUCCGGCCUUCCAGAGUCCCUGCCGAACCAUGCUAAGAACUGUGUCAAAAUGGGUCUGGACAUGUGUGAAGCCAUCAAGAAAGUGCGAGAUGCCACAGGGGUUGACAUCAAUAUGCGUGUUGGCGUGCAUUCAGGAAAUGUCCUGUGUGGUGUGAUUGGACUUCAGAAAUGGCAGUAUGACGUUUGGUCACAUGAUGUCACACUGGCCAACCAUAUGGAGGCCGGAGGUGUACCAGGGCGAGUCCACAUCACCUCAGAAACACUGGAGCACUUAAAUAGUGCCUAUAAGGUGGAAGAAGGGGAUGGACAGGAGAGAGACCCCUACCUGAAGGAACAUGGAGUCAUGACUUAUCUGGUCAUUAACCCAAAGGUGGAACGUCGGAGUCCACAGCAUCAUUACCGUCCCAGACACACCUUAGAUGGAGCCAAGAUGAGAGCAUCAGUCAGGAUGACCCGCUAUCUGGAGUCCUGGGGAGCAGCCAAGCCCUUUGCCAACCUACAUCACAGAGACAGCAUGACUAAUGAGAAUGGGAAGAUCAACACCGCUGAUGUGCCAAUGGGGCAGUAUCACUUCCAAAGGAGAUCAGAAAGGACAAAGUCUCAGAAGAAACGGUUUGAGGAGGAACUUAACGAGAGGAUGAUCAGAACCUUUGAUGGGAUAAAUUCACAAAAACAGUGGCUCAAGUCCGAGGACAUCCAAAGAAUAUCGUUGUUCUUUCACAACAAAUCCUUGGAGAAGGAGUACAGAGCAACAAUCUUGCCGGCCUUCAAAUACUAUGUCACCUGCGCCUGUUUGAUCUUUUUCUGCAUUUUCAUUGUGCAGAUUCUCGUCCUGCCAAAGACAACGGUCUUGGGAAUAUCCUUUGGAAUGGCUUUUCUUAUCCUUUCGUUGAUCCUCUUCAUAUGUUUCAUUGGACACUUCCUGCACUGCAGUAAAAGUGUCCCCACUUCUUGGAUGUGGCUGCUGAGGUCAUCUGUCAUUAUUGCCAACAAGCCAUGGCCCCGCAUCACUCUCACCAUGACAACCACAGCUUUAAUACUCAUAAUGGCAGUCUUCAACAUGUUCUUUUUGGAAGACAAUGUGUCGCCUCCAGUUCCUUUUUACAAUUCAUCCAAUGAAACACUGUUUUACCCUAAUGGACAACUACUGGCCUUCACUGGCAAAAACAAUUUCUACCUUCCUUAUUUAAUUUACAGUUGCAUUCUGGGCCUAAUCUCAUGCUCGGUAUUCCUGAGGAUAAACUACGAGCUGAAGAUGAUUAUUAUGCUGACAGCUGUGGUGGUUUACAACGUCAUUAUUCUACAAACACAUGCUUCGCUACUGGAUGAAUACAGCACAUUCCUGUACAAAACUGAGAGCCUGGACAGACCAGGAGUUCUCAAAGACCUGAAGACUAUGGGCUCUAUCUCUCUCUUUAUCUUCUUCAUCACGCUGCUUGUGCUUGCCAGACAGAAUGAAUAUUACUGUAGGUUAGACUUUCUGUGGAAGAACAAAUUCAAGAAGGAGUGCGAGGAGAUUGAAACCAUGGAGAACCUCAACCGGGUUUUGCUGGAGAAUGUUCUUCCUGCACACGUAGCCGAACACUUCCUGGCACGCAACUGGAAGAAUGAGGAUCUGUACCACCAGUCCUAUGACCUGGUGUGUGUCAUGUUUGCCUCCAUCCCAGACUUUAAAGAGUUCUACACUGAGUCUGAUGUCAACAAAGAGGGAUUAGAGUGCCUCAGGCUCCUCAAUGAGAUCAUUGCUGAUUUUGAUGAGCUGCUGUCCAAGCCUAAAUUCAGCGGCGUGGAAAAGAUCAAGACCAUUGGCAGCACUUACAUGGCUGCUACUGGGCUAAACGCAUCACCUGGGCCUGAGUACACAUCACAGGAACAUGACAGGCAGUACAUGCACAUUGGGACCAUGGUGGAGUUUGCAUUUGCUUUGGUGGGAAAGCUGGAUGUUAUCAACAAACACUCCUUCAAUGACUUCAAACUCAGAGUUGGUAUUAACCAUGGUCCAGUUAUAGCUGGAGUCAUUGGAGCCCAGAAACCACAGUAUGAUAUCUGGGGGAACACAGUGAAUGUAGCAAGCCGAAUGGACAGCACUGGAGUCCUUGGAAAAAUACAGGUGACGGAGGAGACGAGUCGCAUCCUUCUGACCCUGGGCUAUAUGUGCUCUUGUAGAGGCAUCAUCAACGUUAAGGGCAAAGGAGAGCUCAAGACCUACUUUGUGCACACAGAGAUGACCCGCUCACUAUCCCAGGGGAAUGUAAUGCCGUAA
Scomber japonicus (chub mackerel) is the source of this 3532-nucleotide messenger RNA. RefSeq names its product adenylate cyclase 2a (gene adcy2a). NCBI's taxonomy places the organism in Eukaryota, Metazoa, Chordata, Actinopteri, Scombriformes, Scombridae. Gene Ontology annotation, molecular function: adenylate cyclase activity. The transcript is spliced from 25 exons. Bases 218 to 3532 code for a protein of 1104 amino acids. The record is from RefSeq and is a predicted model, not a curated record. Gene Ontology annotation, biological process: cAMP biosynthetic process; adenylate cyclase-inhibiting G protein-coupled receptor signaling pathway; adenylate cyclase-activating G protein-coupled receptor signaling pathway. Gene Ontology annotation, cellular component: plasma membrane.